AGAGCGGAGAUAAGACUUUUUACCGGUGCUACCUAGAUAGAAUGGCCUCAAUUUACAUUUUAAUCGGUCGCGCAACGUGAUUGAUGUCUUUGCCCCUCCUCUGAGUUGUACUGCUUUGUAAAUGGCCGACAUGCUAAAAGAUAUAGACGGGCACGCACUUUGAGGAUCGGUGCCAGAGUCGAGAGAUAGAUAUAUUUUCUUUAUGUUUAUGCAUAGGUCACCAACAAACUAUGACAACAACAACAAUGUUCAAGCCAGCUCACUUAGAGGGCACUGUUGACGAUGUCUGCAGCUGCCAGAUCUGCUUUGAAGAAUUUAAUCCCGAUCGCCAGCCCAAGUUCCUCCCUUGCUCACACACUUUCUGCCUGGCUUGUAUACAGAAGCAUGCGGAGGCCCACAACUCUGUGGUUUCUGGUGCCAAGUUUCCCUGCCCAAUGUGUAGACUAGAUGUCUCUGUACCAGCCAACGGCCUGCAAAACCUGCCCAACAACAUCUACAUUGGGAAAGUCUUGGAUGUGCUAGAGCAACAGAGUUUCCAGUCGUCUCUUUCGCCACUGUACGGGGACCAAGCACGUGAAGUGUGCGACAUCUGUAUGUUGGAGGGUCGGGUGAAAGAGGCAACUGUUCACUGCUUUGACUGCGGUAAGAAAUUUUGCUUUGAGUGCACUGCAGAGCAUACCAGUACAGCAGGGUUUGGGAACCAUAAAGUCAACCUGGUGGUAAGAGAUCAGGCAAAGUGUGACAGUCAUCCACAAUUUGACGUAUCGACCUACUGUCGCGAUCAUGACUGCUGUGUGUGCGUCGCAUGCACCAUGAAACAGCACAAGACGUGCACCCUUAUCUCUGUUGGCACUUUUAUAGACGAAAAGAAAACCAGCAUGGAGGCGCUGCUGGAGACGUGCAAAGGCAAACUUGGAGGUAUGAACGAAAAGGUCAGCGCAAGCACGGCAAAGUUACGAGAGUUGAAUGCGCAGAUGGUGAAGUUGCAGCAGUGUAUGGAGAUAACGAAGGCCAACAUCAACAGGGAGAGAGGUAUCCAGGAGGAGCUGGUGGAGUCGGCCAAUGAACUGACCCAUGUGGUCAAAUUUGCUGAACAGUCUCUGACCAAGGCCACCAGUGUGGAGGAGACAGUUAUCACACUCUGCCCCUUGGAGAAGAGUCUUCAAGUUUACCUCAGUGAUGGAACAAUCCCAGCAAUCCCAUCCAUCCAUUCUCCCCCUGGACCAAAGACAGCUGUGGAUGCUGCUCCUCUUGCUGAGGAAGCCCCCUAUGAAUGUGUGCGUGCGAUGUGGCUACCUGAUGAUGUGGUGUAUGGAAAUGUGAGCUACGGUGACUGCUAUGGCAGGAAGGGAUCCACUGUUAUAUUUGAUGUGCAGACUUCUCCAGAUGGAUUCACGGCUUUUGUAGACGUGGAAAACAGGCAACUUGUGAUAUUUGACCCAAAGGGCAAAGCCACUGUAGUCUGGAGACACUUGCAGAGCUGUCACAUGGUUAACAGUGCCAGCAGUGGUGUGAUUUCUCCAAGACUGUGUACCAGUGUAACAUGGGUAAAGCUAGAUGGUGUGGAAGGUUUUGCUGUGAUCCUGUUGGAAACUGAACAGAAGAAAUCGUGGCUGGGGGUGCUGGCAGGUACUGAAACACACCACAAACUCAAGGUGUUUACUCCACAGGGGAUUGUCAGGAAAACUGUGGUUCUUGACCAGAAAGCCAGACUAGUAUCCCCGUCUGGUUUGGCAGUAACCAAGCACCAACAAAUCAUAGUCUCUGACCUGGACAAGAACUGUCUGUUUUUCUUUGACAAAUAUGGUAACCUGGUACGCACCUUUGGCUCUUACGGUAAUGGCGACGCCCAGUUUGAUAUGCCAUUGUAUCUAUCGACAGACAAGGAGGCGCUGUACAUUUCAGACAGUUUAAAUAACUGCGUCAAGAUGUUCACUUUUAGUGGGGACUUCCUGGGAAAGAUUGGCAAGCCUUUUGGAAACAUUCUAAACAGCCAGAGAAAACUUGACUCGAAUUCCAGCAGCAAUGGCAGCUCAGCAGAGGGUGAGGGGAGUCUUCUGACCCAUCAGAGUACAAAGCCAGACAGUGAGCUUUAUAGACCCGGAGGGGUGUGUAUGUACAGAGACAUGGUGAUAGUAAGUGACACCGGAAACAACAAGGUCAAGCUCUUCACUAAAACGGGACAGUUUGUGCAAGUCCUGGCCGUUAUGGAGUCCCCGCGAGGAGUGUGUGUGACCCGCGAGGAAAACAUUGUGAUAUCGUAUGGUGGGGUGUACAGUACCAACCAUGGAGUAAAGGUGAUUAACAUUCCACAGGGGGAUGAAGAUGAAGACAGUGUAGAAGAGGAAGAAGAAACAUAAUGGCAGUUUUAUUGAAAUAUCACUCUUUGUGGACAAGUAGAAAUGAUUAUAAUCAGGGGAGGGGGGGGAUUACUUGUUUGUUAUUAAUCUGAAAUGGCAUUUGUGAUGUCAGUGAAAUAUUAUUUUUGAAUGCAAUAUUUUUACAUAAUUAAUUUGGUGAGACAGACUGCACCAUCGGCAUACCACAUCAUAUAGAAUCAGCUUUCAAAGUAAAAUUUGAUAGAUGCAUAGACCAGAUUUGACUGGUAUUAAAUGAAUAAGACAGAAACAAAAAAGUUUAUUAUUCAAGAUUGCUACGCUCUUUAAAAUUAUUUGAACACAUAAACAUUCUAGCAUAAUACAACCUUUGUAAAUAUCUUGGUCUGAUUUAUAUUACCUCCAUAUCAGAUAUCACAGCAAUUACAGUUUUGUUUAAUUUCCUGCCUGCUGUUGGUGAGAAGCAAUUAGAUUGUGCCAAAACAAAGAAAAAUUUUAAUUCACCCUAGUGCCACUUCGUUAAUUACUUUCCUUUUUUGUAAUGUUAAUUAUUUUGUUAUAGCUAGAGUCUCUGAAAUUUGGAAGUAAAAAAACAAAAACAAAAAAAAAAAAA
This is a messenger RNA of Lingula anatina, 2949 nucleotides long. RefSeq lists its product as uncharacterized. Gene Ontology annotation, cellular component: nucleoplasm. Lineage: Eukaryota; Metazoa; Brachiopoda; Lingulata; Lingulida; Lingulidae. Gene Ontology annotation, molecular function: ubiquitin protein ligase activity. The record is from RefSeq and is a predicted model, not a curated record.